Gasterosteus aculeatus aculeatus (three-spined stickleback) is the source of this 4140-nucleotide messenger RNA. The record is from RefSeq and is a predicted model, not a curated record. NCBI's taxonomy places the organism in Eukaryota, Metazoa, Chordata, Actinopteri, Perciformes, Gasterosteidae.
UGUGGACCUCAUCCAGUGAGGUCCGUCCUGUGUGACGUAGUUAGUCCGUGCAGACCUUUCCAGCGAGGCUCAGCCUGCCGUGGCUCUGUCCUUUCCUGUAGUGUCUGCUAGAGAGACGUGAGGCUGUUUGAGGCCCUGCUGUGGCCCCUCGCUGCAGGGUUAUAGGAAAACCUCAGACACGUGGACAGGAAACCUCCAUGUGUUGGUUAAAGGAAACCAGUCCAGGUUUCAAUCUGUAUUCAUUCUGUUUACCUCUUGUAGUCAUGAGCGUGAUGGAGUCCAGUGAGGGGACCCCGUGCAGUGAAGGAACGAGUCUGCAGUCAUGGACGUGAUGUGGGAGUCCCGUGAGCCAGUGAGGAGACGCCGUGCCGCGAAGGAACGAGUCUGCAGGACCGCAGAGAUGAAUUCCUCAGACCUGACUUGACAGCUGGGACUCAACUAUGACUGAGUUGCUAAAGAACAGAUUCCAGUCAAAUCUGAGGCCUUGAGCUGCCGUUGAGUCCACUUACGCCAUUGUGCACAGCUUCCAGCUGGGUUCAAUGAGCCGUUUCAUGGUCUUCUGCUGUGUUGAACCGGAGAACUAAAAGUGUCCAUAAGCAGAACUUUGACGCAGAUUUCAUCAGAGUUGGAGAGUUCAUCUGCUGAAGGAAAACAAAUGUAGCAUUUCUGUGUACAGUUGCUGUUAUUCCGCUUCUAAAUAUAAAAAACAUUCUUGUAAUGGCUUCCCUGGUCUUUCUCACGUUGGGUUUAGUGCAAUGAUGUUAGUUGAUGUGCUGUUGGCUCAAUGUUUUGGUGAGUUCUGCAUUAGACUGUUAAGGCCACUCGCCUUUGACAAUGCAGAGACCAGACGUUUAACUUUCACUUACUCAACAAGAACACUGUACGGCACCGAAGAACUUCAUACAUUACAGCACUGGUGCCGCUCACAUGCGCUGAUGGACACGUUGGUCAGACAACGAGGGACAAGUGGAGGCUCUGCUAGUUAAAAGGAUUUUUGGGCCAAUGUUGGAUUGCGUUCAAAUAACUGUCCUUGCUGUCUUCAUAAAGGUUUACACAUUUUAUAUUUCAAUAUGAUUACGAAGUUGACAAAUUAAACCUUGACCUACAUGUAUAGUAUCCAAUAAAUUCUAGUUUGUAGUAAACUCUACAUUAACAGUAGAGGACCAAUUUAGUUGAGGCUGAUUCUCUCAACGGACGUGCUGCACAUAUGUAACGGAGUGCCACAUUGAGGUACAAAAUAUGGGUUAUGGGCAAGUUAAAAUCUCAGUAAUCCAAAUGUUCCAUUGAAUCUGAUAGUGAUGAGCCAUGCAUGUAUCCUGUUAAGCCAGAGAUGUGGUUUGAAAUGUUUAACAUAAUGCUGAAAUCAAUCUGGUAAUUUUAUUGCACCACCUGACAGCCUUUUUUCCCCCCUUUGGGCUUAUUGUUGCCUACUUGAUCAACCAUUGCUCAAUCCUACAGUUGCAAAGGUUUCUAAUUUAUCCCCCUUUAUAACAGACGAAUAUGAACCGAAUUACUAGUUAAAGGCUCCCUGCCUGUCAAUCAAACUCAUUAGACGAUCACUAUAAAACGCAGGAAUCCUCGUGGAUACCACACAUAAGCUCUUUUUCGAGUUAAGCUGCAUUCGAUUUGAGGCCAUGCAGCUGGACCGUGCACCACUUUAACUUAUUUAAAUGUAAGAUGCAAUUUAUUUUAAUUUUAUUUGGAAUCGUCGAAACUGAAAAUGCACCGGAAGUGACGACACAACUUUCACUUUCAUCCGCGCUCACAAAACGUAAGCUCAUGGAAGAGAAUGAACUAUAAAUUGCGCGCGAGUCUCUUUGAAAGACGUCUCGUGUGUUGGCGGUGAACCGUGGCCCGUCGACGUCACCUGAGAGUGUUGAGGUAAUUGAGCUCGCCAUGUUAGGUCCGACCAGUCCUGCUUUUGGAGACGCCUCAUGCGCCUGUUUCCUGUGUCUUCCUCCACCUCUCGCUCUCAGAUGGACUUACCAGUGGAGGCAACGGUGCGCUUGGACCUCUUCCCCAACAGGGCGGAGGUGCGAGACGUCCUCAGGUCGCAUGGCUUGGCGUUGACGGACGUGAGCAGCGAUCGGGUGCGCGUGAAGGGCUCCCUUUGGAGCCUGAGGGCCGCGAGGGCCCCCUUGGAAGCGCUUUUCAGCAGGCGAGCCAUCUCUCGGGAUCCAGAGGCUUCCUCCGGAGCCAUUUCCAAACGCCCCGCCGCCGAGCGCUCAGCGCCCCGAGACCAGCCUCCGCGUGCUUCGCCGCCCUCUCCGGGCGCCACCUCGUCUUGGGCUUCUCCACCCGUCAAACAUCCAUCCUCUCCAGAUCACGGAGCUUCCGUUUCUCCACCACCGGACCAGCGCGGCUCCUCCGGGCCCAGAAGAGAGUCCGUUGUGGUCGACGUGGACGUUUUCAGGUACGCAGACCGGCUCCGUAAAAAGAACAUUGAAGAAAUUCUGUCCAGCCAUAAUGUGGAAAUGGAAGCGCAGGAAGUCGGCGAAAGCUGCGUCGUCGCUUUACUGGGGAAGAGCGCAAGAACAGCUGCCGGCAAACUGCAGAGCCUCAUGAAUGAUCUCAGCGUAUCGCUGCGCACACAGGACGUUCCUCUGGAGGACAUGGGUCGGGAAGGUCACGCUCUUUCCACGAGGAUUCGUGGAAAGGGAGACGUUCACCAGUCGGUGGUGGUGUGGCCGCUGAACGACAAGCUUCACCUGAUAGGGCCGUCCGCCGAGAGCCACCAGUUGAAGCAGAGGCUGCUGGGUAGGGCGGACGGAUGCGCGGCGAGGACAGCGGAGACAAACUCCAGGAGUAGAAGCAGCUCUCUGCCGGUCCAACGCAAGGACACAGGGGGGGAUGGCGGCGCCGUGGCGAGGUACCAGGGGGUCUGAAGCGAAAGGAUAUAAGGAAGAAGUGAGGAUCCUUGAGAAAAUGAAAGAUGAUGAGUGAAGUGCUCUUCGUGAAGGCAGAGACAGCACUCAACACGUUCUCUUUGCACUACGUUGACGUUGUUAGCACUAUAUCUUCUUCCUGUUAGGAGUCGAAUGGCGUCGUCUUGUUGUCUAACAGGUGUGAGUACGCGGUGAUUCAUAGUCAGAUUAGGGACGAUAGCAAUUACUGAUUUAUGUCUGAGGAAGUUGCAGUUUAUUGCUUUGUUAGAGUUCAGAAGAAAAAAAAAACGCCACUUAAGCGUCUAUUUACAGAAAAUAUGAAGCUAUGUAUCGUUAGCAACUGGUUAGCUUAGCACACACAGGGGGGAGGUGCAAACUUUGCCCUCCAGAACCAUCUAGAGCUUCAACCGGUGAUGUCCUGGGAACAAAGCCCGCUGUUUCCAGCGGUAGCCUGUUUCUAUUUGUACACAGAUACAGCAAUAUACCGUAUUUGUAAUAAAUCGACAUAGGAAAAGGAUGUUGUUUAGUCUUUUUUAAAGACUCCUUCCUUAUUGAUGAAGUGUAACAUUUGAAUGGUUCUGUCGGAUUAAUGUUGUUGUGUUGUUAUGUAUUCAGACCUCAACCUGAACAGACGGUUACGAAAUCAGCCUGAGAAUAUAUCAAGGAUUAGAGGACUUAUGUCUCAACAAGAUUUGGAAAAACUUGUCCAUGCAUUCCAAUCAAACAAAGAACUUACUUCAAAUCCUGCACUUGGUUCAUAAAGCACUGAAGGGUUUAGGCCCAGUGGUUCUGAUCUGCUGAAUUGUGGUACUUUCAACUACACUGCAAAUUGUACUCUAUUUUAGUUUUUAACAUUGUCAUUUUUAUCUUUUAUGUUUCAAUGAAUGUUCUUAACUGUUUUUAAAUAUCUUUGCUUUUGUGUUUGUUUUGGAUAUUUUAUGUGAAGCACUUUGAAUUGCUUCACAUAAAAUAUUCUGUACAAAUAAAAUUGCCCUGCCUUAGUGCAAUAAACUGAUAUUAUACUGACUGAAAUAUGAUAUGCUUCUGAUAUCGAACGUUCUACUCUAAUCAAGCAAAAAUAACAUUCAUUCAAGUUGUUUUGCUCACGCCAGUUAUUAUCUGAUAUAAAUCUCCUGUGUUUUGUUAUUGCCAGUUGCUCUGACUAUAAACGUCGCUGAUGAACUGAAUGGCUAAGACAAAAUUUAUGUGAAUUGUAAAGACUGAAGAAUAAAUAUAGCGAUUCAUUCAAUACUAA